Messenger RNA from Paramecium tetraurelia, 798 nucleotides. RefSeq lists its product as uncharacterized. Lineage: Eukaryota; Ciliophora; Oligohymenophorea; Peniculida; Parameciidae. The transcript is spliced from 2 exons. The record is from RefSeq and is a predicted model, not a curated record.
AUGUAGCAACAUUAUUCUUAACAACGUAUACCUUAAGCCUUUUAAUAACCAUAGAGGAAUGCUUCCAAUUCUCCUCUAUAACGAGUUGCUCCUCCUCAACCUUUUACACCUACUUAAAGCUAACCAAGAUAAAAAUAUGAAGUCGAGACUAAUAAUCAUUACUCAAGAGAUUUGAGAGUCAAUAAUAGAUAGGCUAGCAAUUUGCCUAAUGGAUAAAGUUAUGAAAAGAUGGAGUAAAGAAUUUAAACUUUGGAAAAAGAAAACCAGAAUCUGAAAAAAUAACUUGAAAAUGCUAAUAAUCAAAUUCAAAUAUUAAAUCAAAAAGUUAAUUAGAAUCCAAGUCAAUGUCUUCUUAAAACCACUACCUUUGAGCUUGUUGUUCUUUAAAAAGCUGUUGAAUAAUUAGAAGGACUGAAGAAUGGAUUAACUAAAAAAAAGUUGUUAGGAAGUCAUAAUCAAACAACGCUUCCUGAAUCCUAAAAGGAUAGCGCCAGUGAAUUUAAGAGCAAAGUAACUUUGGCAGAAGACAAAAUUAGUUAACCAAUUUAAUAAUCAUAAGCUAAGCUACUCUUUCCAAAGGAACUAAAUGUCUAAAAUUAAUAAUCUAAUCCUCCAAAUAAAGAGGAAACGAAAGAAGAAACAAGAUUGGGAAGAAAAGUACUAGGAAAUACAUAAUCCGAUUAAGUUGAUGAAAGACCAAAGACAAGUCCAAUUAAAUAUCUAAAUGUAAAAGCUAGUGUCAAUUAAAUAUCAUUAAGAAUAUCUCCUAAGGCAAAAUCAGAAAUAUCAUAAAACUGA